GGAAGUGACUUCUCGACCCUGUGUGGUGACUGCCUUGGGGGUUUGAGGUUGGAAGCCACACAGCUCUGACAUGACUCUCCUUUGCAGGAGCAUUGGCGUCAUCACCUACAUCCUACUAAGUGGAGCGUCCCCCUUCCUGGGAGACACGAAGCAAGAAACACUGGCAAACAUCACAGCUGUGAGUUACGACUUUGAUGAGGAGUUCUUCAGCCAGACAAGCGAACUGGCCAAGGACUUCAUUCGGAAGCUUCUUGUGAAAGAGACCCGGAAACGGCUGACCAUCCAAGAGGCUCUCAGACAUCCCUGGAUCAUGCCGGUGGACAACCAGCAAGCUAUGGUGCGCAGGGAGUCCGUGGUCAACCUGGAGAACUUUAAGAAGCAGUAUGUCCGCAGGCGGUGGAAGCUCUCCUUCAGCAUCGUCUCCUUGUGCAACCACCUCACUCGCUCCCUGAUGAAGAAGGUACACUUGAGGACAAGCGAGGACCUGAGGAACUGCGAGAGUGAUACAGAGGAGGACAUCGCCAGGAGGAAAGCCCUUCACCCCCGGAGGAGGAGCAGCACCUCCUAACUGGCCCAGUUGUCAGUGGCUGCCAGCGAGGUCCAAGUCCCUUGUGUUCCUUCUGUGCAAGCUCUUGGACCCUGCUUAUCACCAGUACCCAGACGUUCUGUGUUCCUGAGCACUUUA
Messenger RNA from Peromyscus eremicus (cactus mouse), 685 nucleotides. RefSeq names its product death-associated protein kinase 2-like. Gene Ontology annotation, molecular function: ATP binding; protein serine/threonine kinase activity. Lineage: Eukaryota; Metazoa; Chordata; Mammalia; Rodentia; Cricetidae. The record is from RefSeq and is a predicted model, not a curated record. Gene Ontology annotation, cellular component: nucleus; cytoplasm. Bases 71 to 568 code for a protein of 165 amino acids. The transcript is spliced from 6 exons. Gene Ontology annotation, biological process: intracellular signal transduction; protein phosphorylation; positive regulation of apoptotic process.